Messenger RNA from Salmo salar (Atlantic salmon), 4644 nucleotides. RefSeq lists its product as uncharacterized. Gene Ontology annotation, molecular function: protein binding. NCBI's taxonomy places the organism in Eukaryota, Metazoa, Chordata, Actinopteri, Salmoniformes, Salmonidae. Gene Ontology annotation, cellular component: plasma membrane. The record is from RefSeq and is a predicted model, not a curated record. Gene Ontology annotation, biological process: protein localization to plasma membrane; T cell receptor signaling pathway; integrin-mediated signaling pathway.
UAGGAUGUAGGCUAUCACAUCUGGAAUGUACCUGUUUGCCCAACAUGUGUCAUAUGAGCAAUGUGUAUAGCCUACCUUGGUAAAGGAAGGGGGAACACGUUUAAUGAGCAUUUCAUUGUGGUUUGUCAACAAUCGCGCUUCUAUGGCACCAGCUGCGAGUCAUGACACGCACACCUGUCAGACGGCAUUCCUGUUUGAUGAAAGCUGUCAGAAAGUUCAUCAUGCACGUUGCGUUGAAAUGCCUUGCGUUCUCGACAGACACCACGAUACCCGCUGGCUAGCUGACCCGUUUAGCUGGACGGACCGUUUCUGCGAUGUGAGCGUGAAUAAUUAUAUGAGAGCGAGAGAGAUAAUUCCACCUGACUCUCUUCCGAGACCGAAACCAUCCAUCCCUGAAGCUAAGGAGAGAGAGUGUAAAGGUAUGUAGACUAGCCCAAUCCUCUAUUAGUUAAUGACAACAGUAACAUUUACCGGUAGCCUCCUGGACUGUUAUUCAGAGUUAUUGCGUUGAUUGUUUUGUGUAACUGCUUGGUGUAAUGACGCUACAUGUAAUAGCCAGAAAGAGAGGCAGAAGGUGACACCUGGAGAAAUACAAGAGAGGUGGAACAAGGCUACCCAUAGCUGUCUGCCUGGUGGAAUUACGCACGAUGGACCAGGAAGAAGACUUUCUGGACUUCAAGUCCUUGAGGGCAAAGUUCCAGGAUGAGGAAGUGUUGCUGCUGAAGCAGCCCAGGACCAAACCUGCUCUCCCUGAGAAAGCUAAAGUCCUGCCUCCUCCUCACAGCCCUACAAACUGCCUUCCUUCCCUCAGCUCCACAUCACACACACCCUCCAACUCACACUCCCUACCGCGCGGUGCUCGACCCUCCCUCCUCUCCUCCCUCCAGGGGCCAGGUGGCAUCGCAUCCAGAGUCAUCGUCAAGGAGGAGGAGGAGAUGGUGAAGGGCAAAGACAAGGAUGAGGGGAAGGUGAAAUUACUAGGUAAAAAGAAGGCAGAGGCGAAGGCUGAUAAAGGGAAGGCGGAUGAAAUGAUGAAUGGAGGGAAAGAUAUUGUAGAAGUAGCGGUGAGGUCGGAUCUGCUGGACCAGAAACAGAAGAAAGAAGCAGACCUGGUCAUGAAGGCCAUGAAGAACAAGAAAGUGUCCCUGCUGUCCCCUGGGGGGUCUAAGAGGGGUAUUGUUGAGCUGGUAGACAUGUCACCACCGCCCAUAAACACAACAAAGAAGAAGGGUUUUCUGGGUAUCGGGAAGUCAGUGAAAACAGGGAAGAAGGGGAAAGUUGAGCUUCUUCCUUUCCCCAUACUGGACAUAGCCAGCCCAGACCUGGCUGACCCUGAACCUCUCAUGCCUCUAACCACCUUCGGAACCCCAGCCCCCCCUGGUGAUAUACCUAUACGUACUGUCAUUAUCCCACCUUCCCCAGCAGUACACAUUGUUCACUUACCCCCUGCAUCGAUACCUGCCCCAGUACGAGAUUCCCCCUUACCCCUGGAGCUGACUCAUAACCCAGUAUUUACCCUGUUACCCCCCACCCUGAAACCUGCACCAGCAGCUGAAGCCAUUACAGUUGUUACACCACCUAACCCCAUCCUAGUGAUCCCUGACCCUCCUAUCAUUGAUCACAUCCCUGAAACCCCAGCUGAAACCAUCCCAGCCCCCACCCUGCCAGUAUCAGUCCGCCCCAGCCCUACCCCUUCCCCUGUUCCUGCCCCACCCAGCCCAAUGCCAGCUCCCCCAGUCACCCAUAUACUCCCUGCUAUCCCCUCCCCACCUCCACCUGUUAUCGCCACUCCAUCCCCAUCCCCACCCCCUGACCCUACCCCCUCUCCUCCCCCUACACCUCCAGCUGCUGAACUUGAACCUGAGUCUGUUGUAGUGGAUAUUGCUGUUAUAGUCGAGACCUCUGCCUCUCCACUUCCCUCUCACACCCCCCCUCCCCCGGCUGGUGACCCCUCAAUCGCACCCCCAUCCCUCCAGCCUGAGAGGCCUGUGGGGGUCCAGGAACGGCCACUCUCAGCCCUGUUCGCUUUAGGACGAGCAGAAGAGAUGAGUCCACCAAAAAAAAGAGGAUCAGAGGUAAUCUUCAAUGCUCUGGAGAAAGCUAAGAGGAAGCUCGCCAGCCCUCUUACGACCCCCACCCCCUCCAGACCUGUCACGCCCACCAUAGAGGACCUACCCCCACCCCCCCACAGCCCAAGCCCCACCCCGGUGAAAUCCCUACCUGAGCUCCCACCAAUCGACUACGAUGACCAGGCAGGGGCGGCGGCCCCUACACCCCUGAAACCGGCCUUAGUCAACGGUAUUGACAUUAGGCAGGCGUCUCCUAUGUUGGAGGGGAUAGCAGAGGAGGGGGCAAGGGACGUCCUACCAGACCUGUUUGUGGUGCCCCCUCCUCCCCCGAGAAAGCGCCUCCCAGAGGCCUCCACCCGAGGAUUCCCGCCAGAGAAACCCCCCCAACUCCCCUCCUUGGACCUGACUGCCUAUGCUGUGGAGAUUCCUGUUCCUUCAGCUGAUUCUGCUCUCAACAUUCCUGAGUUUGAGGAUGUAGGAUCGGAUGUUCUGGAAUUGGAAGCCCCGGAGUUCCAGCCUGCAGACUUAGUGGAAUUAGAGGUGUCUAAGUGGGGGUACGGAGAUUAUGGUGACCCUGAGUUUGUCCCACUAAGCGCAGACAACAUUCCAGAGACAAUGCCUCUAGAACAGAAGAUUCUGGAAGAGGGUGAGGAGCUUCCGGAAGUUGAGGACCAGGGAGUUCCAGAGUUUGGAGUUGAAUUCAGAGAGAUUCCAGAAUCAGAACCGGGGGUGGAGGUUCCCAUGGAGGUUCUUCAGGACACUGUCCAUGCCUCCCCUUUCAGCCAGGACCCCCAGCCAGCUGCAGGAGCCCAGGCAGAAGACAGCACCUAUGAGAGCUGUGGCAAUGCCUAUGAGGACAUGCCCUCAGCCAAGCAGAAGGUCAAGGGUCAACCCACCAAGAAAAAUAAAGGAUCAGCGAAGAGUAAGACACAGGCACCUUACAACCCAUAUGCUGAGACUCAGCUUCCGACUGAAGAAACACCCAAGACUGGUUGGUUCUUGAAGAAGCCUGCCUCGGAAACCCCAGAUGAGAAACAAUUGAAAAAGAAAGAAAAACAACGUCUGGAGAAGGAGAAGAAAGAACAGAAAGAAAGAGAGAGGAAAGAGCAGAAAGAGAGAGAGAAGAAAGAAAAUGAGAUGAAGACAUUUAAGAUAACAGAUCAGAAGGAGGCUAUUUACCAGGCUACAGUGAUGGUAGCGUCUAAAGGACAUAAGAACGACCUGACUGUGAAGAAUGGGGACAUAGUCAGCAUCAUACGGACCACAAACUGCCCGAAAGGAAAAUGGCUGGCCAGGGACAGCACUAAUACAUAUGGAUACAUCUCAGUGAGCGACGUGGAGCUGGACAUUAAGGAGAUGUUGGAAAUGGGGAAGACGGCUCCUCGCGCCAUCAGCUGUAAAAACAUUACCACUAUGGUAGAACAGGGAGGAGAGGUGGCCAGUAUGGACAGCAGGAUAUCCAAUCACUACCCACUUCAGGAAGAUACAGGCAGCUUCACAGACGACAGCGAGGAGUGGGCACAUGAUGAUGAUGAUGAACCUCUCUCCUCCCUCACUGAGGAAGAGCCAACAGAGAGAGACCACAUCCAAACAAUGUCCAUGCCGGAGAUGGGAAGCAGAGAGCCUAGCAUCCACCACCAACACACACUCAGUGAUGCCAGCAUAGAUGGCAUUGACAUGCAGGCGAGACAUGAAGCACUUCAGAAGCUGGCCACUUUCUUCCACAAACCAGUUGUAGAGGAACCCAUCAUGAGAAGACCUGAAGAACCUGAAGAAGAACCGAUCAGCCCUAUGGACAUAGGACCAGAGACAGUGUACCUGUGUAAAGAGGAAGCAGAUUUGACGCUUCCAGAUAUGGUGGUUCUUCCUCCUCCUGACCUGUAUGCAGACACCAGUGACGCUUAGUAGACUACAAACUACCUACAGCUGGUGAACACAGGAAGAACGGCAAUGUCUGUCGUCAACUGCCAGUCAUCGCCAUGACAAUCACUCAGAUGACGGAGGCUUGUAGAAUCUGUCUGGACAACCUGCAAUCGGAUGGACUAUUUCUGUUAUAAUAUUGUUUUGGCUGGGAUUCAAUCCGAGCGCUCUAGUCGACAAAGCAGCUUUUUAAGGUAACCGUGUUCAGAGAUCGCAUUCAAGAUAAAUGCUGCAGUUGUCGGCAAUUACCUUAUAAUUUGAAAUGACUGUUAAAUGUCAACGACGCUAUAGCUCGGAUCUCUUGUAUUGAUGUCCAUCCAGGGUUAUGGAGGAUGAGAUGAAGGGCAUUAUACAGAAUGUUUUAUAGAAAGACAAUUAUGCGACACCAUACAUGUAUUGGUUGAGGUUCCACUGUGUAGUGUAUCUUUACAAGUGUUUACGUUGGAAAUGGCUACGACGACUCAACACUGUAUCCAGCUACUUCUGUGUCUCAAAUGACACCCUAUUCCCUGUGUCAUACACUAAGUGACAGAGGGUUUGCCACUCAGUCAAAAGUAGUGCACUGCACAGGGAAUAGGAUGCCUGCCAUAUGAGACUUGUCUGUCUGUUGUUUUUUUAUAUUCCCAUGAAGUAUUAAAGAGAUGUACCAGUUAAA